Molecule: messenger RNA, 2844 nt
Organism: Egretta garzetta (little egret)
Lineage: Eukaryota; Metazoa; Chordata; Aves; Pelecaniformes; Ardeidae
Product: thioredoxin-related transmembrane protein 4
Exons: 8
Coding region: 1-912 (303 amino acids)
Source: RefSeq, a predicted model, not a curated record
AUGACAGACCAUUGCAAGCUGCACAAGUUUGACACAGACUUCGUCAGCCAAGUUUGGGAAAUCAAUUUGAAUGUAUAUAAGUGUAAGACUAUUAAAAUAUUUAACCUGUCUUCCCCCUUUAGCUAUGCUCCGUGGUGUCCAGCUUGUCAACAGAUGGAAUUGACAUGGGAGAGUUUUGCAAAGGAAGGCAAGCAUCUAGAUAUCACUGUGGGGAAGGUGGAUGUCACUCAAGAACCAGGUUUGAGUGGUCGUUUCUUUGUCACAACACUUCCUACAAUUUACCAUGUAAAUGAUGGAGUAUUUCGCAGAUACCGAGGCUCACGGACAUUGGAAGAUCUUCAAGGUUACGUUUUAGAGAGAAAAUGGGAAGCUGUGGAGCCUGUAGCAGGAUGGAAGUCUCCAUCUUCUAUAAUGAUGCAUGGCAUGGCGGGACUAUUUCACCUCUCUGGAUGGAUCAGGCAAAUUCAUAGCUACCUCACUGGCACUCUUGGAAUUCAUGUUUGGAUUUCUUAUACAAUCUUCAUCUUAGCUACCUUAUUGAUUGGCCUGUUCCUGGGUUUGAUACUGGUUUUGAUUUCAGACUGCCUUUGCCCAUCCAAGUCAAGAUACAGAGCUGAAACAUCUGAAGAAGCAAUUACAAAGGAUAAUGUGGAGAAUGCAGCAUUAGAAGAACCAGAGGAGACUGCAGAGCUUUCUGCAGAUGAUGCGGAAGAGACUGCAGAUGUAAAAGAUCUCUCAGAUGGAGAAGACGCAGCAAAUUCAAGUGCUGAUGACUCAGAGGAGGAUUUAGCACUUGGAAAAGAAUCAGGGGAAGAAGAAAUGGAAGACUUAAGUGAACAACCUUUAGCUGAUUCAGAGACUGAAAGCUCAGUAAGACAGCGUAAAAGUCAGGUGGCUGAUAAUGGACUAUAGUUGUUUUGGUGGUAUAUUUUGUACACUUGGACCAAAGAAGUGUCAGACCCUGCGUCUGAAGCUGAAGCGCUCACUUGAUUUGUCAUUUGUGUUUACGUAAAACCUCUGCUCUGUCAGCAGGCUUCUCUUUUUUUUUUUUUCUUUUUUUUAAGUUAAUACUUGCUUAUUGGGUUUGUUUUAUCAGCACGUCUGCGUAUCCUGUAACUUUAGCCAUGACAAUCAAAAUAAGUAUAUCUUACCUGUCUGAAGUUUUUUUAAGAGAAAAGGGGUGUAAGAGAGUCUCAGUUCAUCAGCUAUAAAAGGGUCAUCUAUGCUUGUGUUCCUUUGUACGUACGGACCCUUAGCAAGACCAGGACAUUUAACUCUUUACAGUAGCUUGGCAGGACUGUGACUUUUCUGUCUGAAUGUUUAUUGUUUCCAAAUACCACAGAAGCACCAGAUAAGUGAUACAGUAGUGAAAGAAGGCACCUUAAUAGUCUGCUGUUAAAAGUGUUGUAUAUGAUGGGUUUAUUUUUAUCACUUUCAACUGAAGCACCUUUCUCUUUCAUUUUUAUUGAUGUUUGUACAGUACACCCCCAGAUUCUUCAGUUUUUGGUAAUUUGGAGGCAUGCUGCACAGCUUGAGCUUGUCAGCUGCGUUUUUUGACCCAAGGAGUUUGAGUAAUUGAAAACCUCAGGCCGAGAAAGAGUGGCAGCUAAAUGUUUAAAAUAUGUUUGAACUUUUAAAAAGCUUAAAAGAAAAUUAUUUUGGUCACAGAGGGAUUUUUGCCAAAGCAUGACUUCCCUCCCCCCCGCCCCCCUUCAAGUGAUUGUAGCAAGAAGUAUUCACUUUGCAGUCAGUAAGCUGUAUAUUUCUUGUCAGUACAAGCUUGUCAUGUGCAGUGCAGUUCUGCCAUUUUCAGCUUGGAAUACUUUUGGCAGAAGUCAAAAUGCUUUAGUAAUAUUCACUGAAGAGGCACUGAAAGUUUUAUCGUUGAUCACUUUUCCACUUCUUGUCACUGGAACCGGCAUGUUAGGAAAAAAGAAGAGACCUGGGUGGGUAAUGGGGAGAAGCUUUUGGUUGCUACUUAUAUCAAGAUAAACUUGUGUCUAUUGAACUGUGUAAAGUGAAAACGGCUUGCCAGGUAGACAGCAUUAGCUGUGGUUAGCAGACUUAAGUCAUUAAAGAUAACAGUAUUUCCCUCCUUUGACUUGGUUAAUCUAGAAGGCUUUUUUUGAUAAGGAAUACCUAGAGUGAGAUCCUGUAUGUUCCUAUUUUGUUGAUGUGCGAUCACAUGUGUAAGAUGUUUCUCAAUCUUGUUUUUAUAUAUAUAUAUAUAUUUUGCAUAAAUCUUGUUAAUGUGCAUGAAUUUCAUCUUGUUCUUCAAGAAUAAAGAGUAAUCAGAGAUGAAAUCAUCUCUCAUUAGAAGAGAGAACUUGCAAGUGCAAAAUGCUGGUUUCCUUUGAGACUAAUAGGGCUAACUUGUGGUGUUUCAGGUUUUUUUUUUAAAUGUUUAUAAAGAGCAUAUAAGAAAGCUUAACUUUUCCUGUCUGUGUCCUGUUGCAUAUUGUGUCUUGGAACUAUAUGGUAGAAAGUUUGCAUUGGUCUUUUACAGCUGUGCAAAGAACAAAAAUACACUGCAUAUAUUGAAUAUGAAUUUUCUUAAGGAACAUUCUCAGUCUGGAGCUUGAGUUUCAUAUAGUGGACAUGUGUAAAUAUGCUUUCACGUAUGUGAAAACAUACAGUUGAUAUACAUAUAUAAAUUGCACUAUAAUGAGAACAGUUUGUUUUCUGUUACUUGUGUGUUGUCCCAUGAGCAAUUGUAGAAGCUUGCAGACAGCAGAACUCAGUAGCAGUUGUGGUACAUAGCAGUGUUUGUGGUUUUGUUAAAAAAAAAAAAAAAACCCCCAAAAAACAAAACCAACCAAAACAAAAAAAAACCCAAAACCAAAA